Peronospora matthiolae is the source of this 1167-nucleotide messenger RNA. Lineage: Eukaryota; Oomycota; Peronosporomycetes; Peronosporales; Peronosporaceae. The record is from the annotation of a GenBank genome assembly.
AUGGGGAAUCGCGGCCGGCGUCGGGGGACCCGUGUCGCUUCGAGUGCUGUUGAUCGUGUGGAGAAACACGAGCAGAUGGUGCAGUCGGAGACGUACGUUGCGUCUGGUGGCUCAAUGGAUCGCAGUCAGCCGGAGAUUCGGUCAAUUUCCUGGAGAAAAGCGCGAAGUGCAGCUGUGAUUCAGUACGCGGACGGCAGUCGCUUUGAAGGUGGGGUUGAUGCUGAAGAGCGACGACAUGGAACGGGUGUUUACGUCUUGAAGUCAGGACACACUUCAGAGGGUGGCUGGGUGCACGGAGAUUUUGAAGGGUUUGGCAUGCAGCUAUAUGCAGUAACAGGAGAUUGCUACGAAGGUAUGUAUCGGAAGAACCAUCGCCAUGGUACAGGGACGUACUUGUGGGCAAAUGGUGACAAGUACGUGGGCAAUUGGCGGGUUGGCAAGAUGCACGGGACCGGCACGUUCUUUUGGCGAAACGGUGACUGGUACAAUGGUGAAUGGAAAAGGGGAAUGAUGCAUGGUCGAGGCAAGAAGGUAUGCUCGUCAGGCGAGAUGGUCGACGCUGUCUGGAGGCAUAAUCAGGUGAGCGGGUGGGGAGUGAAGGUGUUUAGCUCUGGAGGCAAGUACGAAGGCUAUUUUGUCAAAGGUGAGCGCGAGGGAUUCGGCAAGUAUGAAUGGGUAGACGGAGAUUCGCACGAAGGCACGUGGCAUCAAGGCAGGAUGCACGGUAAAGGUGUAUAUGCGUCGGCAGGUGGAUCUUUGCACGGAACGUGGUCCAGUGGCGAACUCAUUGGCCAGGGCGUGCACUACCUUCCAUGCGGAAGUGUAUAUACUGGUAAUUAUAAAACUGGUGAGCGAAGCGGUGUCGGUACCCUGACUUUCGCUUCCGGAGAAGUCUACGAAGGCGAGUGGCACAAGGGAAAUGUUCAGGGGUACGGAUCGUGGUCGUCGCCCGAUGGACGGAAGUUCAUUGGUACGUGGGUUCAUGGCUUUCCUUCUGGUCGUGGUAUUUUCUGCUAUGAGCAUGACGAAGAGGAGGACGGAAACGACAGAGAAGGCGAACGCACCGCUGACGCGAGACACACGUUUCAGGUAGGAGAGUUUGAGCGUGGGCGACUUGUUACCGGGAAGGAUCAUUUUGUCAUCGAACAGGUCUCGGUGCCAUCCUAG